Molecule: messenger RNA, 4960 nt
Organism: Vigna radiata var. radiata (mung bean)
Lineage: Eukaryota; Viridiplantae; Streptophyta; Magnoliopsida; Fabales; Fabaceae
Product: pentatricopeptide repeat-containing protein At1g06710, mitochondrial
Exons: 4
Coding region: 112-3024 (970 amino acids)
Molecular function (GO): protein binding
Source: RefSeq, a predicted model, not a curated record
GAAAUUGAGUUAUUUUUGGUUACUGCAAGGGCUUUAUCUUGUUUGGUUCUCUCUCUUAAACCCUAAAUCAAAGGGUAGUUUGGUUGGUUCGUGUGUUGUUGAUUUUGAUUGAUGAUUAUGAAGAAGAGAGAGUUGAACAAUCUUCUCUCUCGCUCUCUGCAUUUUUUACACCCAAAACAACACUGCUCCAAUUCCUCACACCACCCUCUCCCAGGUCUUCUUCCCUCCGACGAUGAACCUUCUUCGCACGAUUCUUCCCUCCGGUUAUCGCAACACUACGCAUUCCUCCGCAACUCCUUGCUCAAUUCCUCCACCCCCUCCGGUGACUCCUCUAACGACGCCGUAUCCAUGUCCAACGCAAUCAGAACCGGGUUUGGCUCCGAAACCCAAAAUUUCUUGAGGCAGUUUCGGGGUAAGCUAAGCGAGUCUCUGGUUGUUGAGGUGAUGAAUCUCGUUAAACACCCUCAGCUGUGCGUCGAGUUUUUUCUGUGGGCCCGUCGUCAAAUCGGUUACACCCACACUCAUGUGGUGUACAAUGCGCUGAUUGAGUUACUGUGUUGCAAUGACGUUAAUGAAAGACUGUCUGACAUGUUUCUGAAGCAAAUUAGGGAUGAUGACAGGGUGCUUCUUCGAAAGUUGCUCAAUUUUCUCAUUCAAAAGUGUUGCAAGAAUGGGAUGUGGAAUGUGGCGUUGGAAGAGUUGGGGAGGCUUAAGGAUUUCGGGUACAAGGCUUCUCCUGCCACUUAUAAUGCUUUGAUUCAGGUUUUUCUUCGGGCUGAUAAGUUAGAUACUGCUUACUUGGUUCAGAAAGAGAUGUCCAACUCUGGGUUUUUCAUGGAUGGAUAUACUCUCAGUUGUUUUGCCUAUUCCCUCUGCAAAGCGGGGAGGUGUGGGGAUGCGCUGAGUUUGAUUGAGAAGGAGGAGUUUGUUCCUGACACAGUUUUUUAUAAUAGGAUGCUUUCCGGGUUGUGCGAAGCUUCGCGUUUUGAAGAAGCUAUGCAAAUCUUGGAUCGAAUGCGGUUGAAUUCCUGCAUUCCCAAUGUUGUCACAUAUAGAACCUUGGUUUCUGGUUGUUUGAGGAAAGGGCAGCUGGGCAGGUGUAAGAGAAUUCUUAGCAUGAUGAUGACAGAAGGCUGUAAUCCUAAUCGGGAGAUGUUUAAUUCUCUUGUACAUGCUUUCUGUAAAUCCAGGGAUUACUCUUAUGCCUAUAAGUUGUUUAGGAAAAUGGAUAACUGUGGGUGCCAACCCAGCUAUCUAUCUUAUAAUAUAUUCAUUGGUAGUAUAUGCAGCAACGAGGAGCCGCUCGACUCAGAUUUGCUGGAAUUGGCGGAAAAGGCUUACAGUGAAAUGUUAGAUUCAGGGGUUGUGUUAAAUAAGGUAAAUGUCAGCAAUUUUGCACGGUGUCUUUGUAGAGCUGGAAAGUUUGAUAAAGCCUUUAAGAUUAUAUGCGAAAUGAUGAGCAAGGGUUUUAUUCCUGAUGAUACUACAUAUUCUAAAGUGAUUGGUUUUCUUUGUGAUGCCUCCAAGGUAGAGAAGGCUUUUUUGUUGUUUGAAGAAAUGAAAAAGAAUGGCAUUGUUCCCAGUGUUUAUACUUAUACUAUUUUAAUUGAUAGCUUUUGCAAAGCUGGUCUUAUUCAACAGGCUCACAAGUGGUUUGAUGAAAUGUUAAGAGACGGAUGCAUCCCAAAUGUAGUGACUUAUACUGCUCUUAUUCAUGCAUACCUGAAAGCAAGAAAGGUGUUUGAUGCAAAUAAACUAUUUCAGAUGAUGUUGGUGGAAGGUUGCAAGCCUAAUGUUGUUACGUAUACAGCUUUAAUUGAUGGUCAUUGCAAGGCUGGGCAGAUUGAUAAAGCUUGCCAGAUCUAUGCCAGAAUGCAAGGUGACAUGGAAUGCUCUGACAUGGACAUGUAUUUUAAGCUAGAUGACAAUGACCGUGAAACACCAAAUAUUAUUACAUAUGGGGCUUUGGUGGAUGGUUUAUGCAAAGCAAACAGGGUUAAAGAAGCCCGUGAAUUAUUGGAUACCAUGUCAAUUAAUGGUUGUGAACCUAACCAAAUAGUGUAUGAUGCUCUAAUAGAUGGGUUUUGCAAGACUGGAGAGCUUGAAAGUGCACGGGAGGUGUUUGUAAAGAUGUCAGAGCGUGGAUAUAGUCCGAAUUUGUACACUUACAGUUCUUUAAUUAAUAGUCUGUUUAAAGAAAAACGAUUGGAUCUUGUUUUGAAAGUGUUAUCCAAGAUGUUAGAAAACUCUUGUACUCCAAAUGUUGUUAUUUACACAGAGAUGAUUGAUGGCCUCUGUAAAGUUGGAAAGGCGGAUGAAGCAUACAAGCUCAUGCUUAAAAUGGAAGAAGUGGGUUGUUAUCCAAAUGUCGUAACUUAUACAGCAAUGAUUGAUGGCUUGGGGAAAUUGGGAAAAAUUGAACAGUGUCUUGAGCUAUAUACUGGUAUGUGCUCAAAGGGCUGUGCACCAAACUUUAUAACCUAUAGGGUCUUGAUAAAUCACUGUUGUUCUGCUGGCCUUCUUGAUGAAGCACACAGACUUCUAGAUGAAAUGACACAGACGUAUUGGCCAAGGCAUUUGUCAAGUUACCGUAAAAUUAUUGAGGGCUUUAAUCGAGAGUUUCUAAUCUCAAUUGGGCUUUUAGAUGAGCUGAAUGAGAAUGAAUCAGCACCAGUCGAGUCUUUAUACAGAAUUUUGGUUGAUAGAUUUAUCAAGGCUGGAAGACUGGAAGUUGCGCUGAGUCUACUUGAGGAGAUUUCAUCAUCUCCAAGCCUUGCAAAUGCCAACAAGUAUCUAUAUACUUCCUUAAUUGAGAGUCUGUCCCUUGCAAAUAAGGUUGACAAGGCUUUUGAGCUUUAUGCAAGUAUGACAAAUAAGAAUGUUGUUCCAGAGCUUAGCACAUUUGUAUACCUCAUCAAAGGCCUUACCAGGGUUGGUAGGUGGCAAGAAGCACUACAAUUAUCAGACAGCAUAUGCCAAAUGGAUGUUUGCUGGCUUCAUGAAGAGAUAACUGUUGUGGAUUAAAUUUCUGAUGUACACAACUGCUGAUUGAAUGCGAGUUAUCUAACUGAAAGAAAUGAAUACAGGUAGGAUAGAAGAAGUGGUUAAUCUGGUAAGUGAUUGCUGUUUCAUGAUCUCUAAUAUCUUAUGACUCCUUUCAUUUAUUAUCGAUCUUCAACUGCAGAUGUGGGUUUUUGCGGAAACAUGGUCUUUUGAAGAAAUCAUGUUCUUUGUUCUCAUGUCGUUACAUCAUGCCAUAGGUAAUAAUUUGGUGAUCUAUGAUCAAACAUAAUUAGAUACCAAGUUAUGUUCUUGGUUCAGUUGUGAAACUGGUAAAGUUUAAAGUGCAAGUCAUCUUCACUUGUUAUAUUUGUUCUCUGGUUUUGAAGUUCAGAGACAAAUAAUCAUCUGUUUUUUAUUAUGAAGUAGCUUGGGACCUAAGGAAUCAGCUUUUAGGGGAUAUUUUUGAGGAGCAAGGAGUUUGGGAAAUAUAUCCUUGGUCUAAUUUUUCUUUUCUAUUCAUUUGAGAGACUGGCCAUUAGAAGGAAAGCCAAAUGGUCUGACUUUUUACAGACUACGGUGAUGUCUAUAGGUGGGACUUUCAUGGGUCAGAUUCCACACUCUUUUUGCAAGCCAUGGCGCCUUUAGGUUGGUUGAUUUUGUAGUCAUGGGUGGGUCUCCACUCAAUGUGCAGAUCUCUCCUGACCUCACAAUGAGGUGGUUUUCAUGCACCAAACUUUCCUUUUGUAUGGUGGUGAAAGUAAAUAGAUUACAAUACCGGGGUUCUUAUUUAGAAAGUAUCGUGUUUGUUGCUAUUAUUUUGUUUCCUUUCGGCAGACUACUGACGAUUUCUAUUACUCCCUUUUGGUCCCCUCAACAAAUGAGGUUAUUGAAACAAGUGCAAACAAAACAAUUCUGAACAGGAUCAAAUGUGAUGUUCUUCACUUCGGAAUUUGUCUAAUGCUCAGAAGCUUCCUUGAAAGCUUGAGGCAGAGGAAAUGACAUCAUGAUUUCUGUACAAGGGAGUGCUCAAUCUCAGUUUGGAAUGUCUAGUCACUCCCUUCCAGAUGUAUGUUCUGGGUCUUUCACGAUUUAAAGGAGCUAGUUGAUUUACUUCUAGAACUACUACGGCAAAUCAUCUUAUCAUUAGUUGAGCAUUAGCUGAUCUUGUUGCAGUAUUUAUUUCAGCCUCUUGUGCAAUCAAUUGGAGGUGUUACUAAUUGGUUUUUAAGUUCGGUGCCGCGAAUUAUGGUGCAGCUUAAAUCUAGUACAGUUUGGAGGCAAUGAUGGAAGAAGGUUUGGUCAGCUUAGUUUUGCAACCUGUGACAGCCUGUUUGGAUAUCAAUUGGACAGCUGAACCAAGAUAGAGUGAUCUGUUACUGGCUGUUAUUGACUGCUUGAGAAGCUGAAACAAAGCUAGAGAAACCUGCAUGUGUCAGUGGAAUGAUUUCAAUCUGAAGGUGCAAGUGAAAAUGUUUUGGAGAGCUUGCAACCUUUUGGAUCAGAGAAGUUAACUUGCUGCAGCCUGUUGGUUAUAAUUGGACAAAACAGAAUAGUUCACAGCAACCCGAGACAGCCAGUAAAACUGCCGUUGAAGCUUUGAAGAUGAAAUGGUCACUUGACCUGUUUUACCCGUUAAUUGAGUUCUUUGUAAAUAUAGUUAGGAUUAGUUUUAGGUCAGUUUUAUCAAUCAUUAGGUUUCUGACUUGUAAUAACCAGUUUUGACUAAUCAUUUUCCAGUUUCAUUUUCAUUUUAGCCUAUAUAAAGGUUUUAGUGGCUAUUCAGAGACUUGUUUACAAUAUUGAGAACAAUAGUAAGUAGUAGUAGAUUCUACAUAGUUCCAAAUAGUUUAGAAGUUCUGAGGGCAGCAGCUGCACUCUGGUGCGUUCCAACAUCUCCCUUGUCUUGCUGUUUCAUGUUCUUCGAUAAAUAAAAUUCCAGAUUUGCUUUCCUUCUCCA